AUGUCUGACAAGCCUGAUCUGACCGAGAUCGCCCGUUUCGACAAGGCAAAGCUGAAGAAGACGGAGACAAAAGAGAAAAACCCUCUGCCCACCAAAGAGACCAUCGAGCAAGAGAGGAAAGGCGAUGCCACACCUUGA
Messenger RNA from Limanda limanda (common dab), 138 nucleotides. RefSeq names its product thymosin beta 2 (gene tmsb2). The coding region runs from base 1 to 138 and encodes 45 amino acids. Gene Ontology annotation, cellular component: cytoplasm. Gene Ontology annotation, biological process: regulation of cell migration; actin filament organization. Lineage: Eukaryota; Metazoa; Chordata; Actinopteri; Pleuronectiformes; Pleuronectidae. The record is from RefSeq and is a predicted model, not a curated record. The transcript has 2 exons. Gene Ontology annotation, molecular function: actin monomer binding.